AUGAAGUCAUUCACUGCUCUCGAAUUCGCGCUUGUCUUCGCAGUGGCUGCUAUAGAUCGUGCUUGGGCUUGGGGGAAUGUCGGGCAUGAAACUAUUGGGUCCGUCUCCAUUCGUUCCUUUAUCAGCUCUGAAACUACUAGCUUCGUCCAAACAUCGCUUGGUUCAACAUACAACGAAUCCCUUGGUGUUGCCGCUACUUGGGCUGACACCGUCAAAUAUGAGACUGCAUACGAGUACUCAAAGCCGUACCACUUCAUCGACGCCGAAGAUUCUCCCUUGAGCGACUCGUGCUCUGUAGAGCUUUCUCGUGAUUGUGGCGAUGAGGGAUGCAUCAUUUCUGCUAUACAGAAUUACACCGAGAGGCUGAUGGAAACGAGCUUGAGCGCCACACAGCGUCAGGAGGCUCUCAAAUUCGUCACACACUUCUUGGGCGACAUCAGCCAACCCUUGCAUGUCGAGAACUAUGAAGUUGGUGGGAACGACAUCGACGCCACCUGCGAUGGGAAAAGCACCAAUCUGCACGCUGUCUGGGAUACCGGAAUGUUGGUGAAGAGCGUCGAUGCAAACUACGAUAACGACGUUCAGACAUAUGCAGCUGAGCUCGUCACGAGGAUUAAGACUGGCGAGUACAAGUCUCUUGCAUCCGGCUGGGUAACCUGCAUCACCGAUUCCGCACUUGAUGGUACUUCUUGCCCGCUCGUAUGGGCUAAGGAAGCUAAUGCCUACGAUUGUUCGACUGUCUUCGACUACACCAAGGGCGACGAUUUGUGCGAGACCUCUUACUACACCACUGCAAUCCCUAUCAUCGACUUGCAACUCGCAAAAUCGGGAUAUCGGUUAGCGAAGUGGCUUGAUACGAUGGCUCUUUGAACGAUGUUGAUGAACUGUAUCAGCGAACUGGACUGGACAGUCUGAUUGUGUAUUUC
Messenger RNA from Stereum hirsutum FP-91666 SS1, 926 nucleotides. Its product is annotated as nuclease Le1. Gene Ontology annotation, molecular function: nucleic acid binding; endonuclease activity. The coding region runs from base 1 to 870 and encodes 289 amino acids. NCBI's taxonomy places the organism in Eukaryota, Fungi, Basidiomycota, Agaricomycetes, Russulales, Stereaceae. The transcript has 14 exons. Gene Ontology annotation, biological process: DNA catabolic process. The record is from RefSeq and is a predicted model, not a curated record.